GCUCUAGUAUCAAGUAUAACAAGCCAUUACUGCUAGCUGUAACUUUCUUGCUUUCUACCCGCGAAGUUUCCCGCACGCUCACCAGCACCCCCGCCCUGCCUGGCCGCCGUUUUGAAAGAGCUCAACAUUUUGGGGUGCGCUUUCCAGGGCUUGGCGCGGAACAUUUAAACUUCGCGAGGCGACCCACAAGCGUGCAGGCUUGCGCCUGCUUCAGGCAACGUAGAACUCGCGCAGCUUAGAUCAAAGCUUUAUUUUCCUGGCAUAAGCGGCUGUCCUCUCGGGCCGGAGGGUUUUGGGGAACGAAACGGUGCAGCCACUGUCGCAGCCAGCGUCCUGAGGCGGCACCCAGAUUCUGGCCUGGCCUUGUUCAAGACCGCAGACAGCCAAAGGCUACACGUUGGCGACAACCUCGAAGACAGUUUCUGCUGCGCCACCACAGCGUCACCUCGACACCAGACCAGCUACCAGGCGGGCCGCGCAGCGGCCGCGAGGCAGUCACCGCCAUGCGGCAAACACGGUCGAGCGCCGGCCGGCACCGGAAUGCUGGCGGCCGGGCGGCACAACAACAACAGCUACAACUACAACAGCAACAGCAACAACAGCAAAGAGAGCAGCAGCGACAACAUGAAGAACAGCUGGCGCUGGACAGCCCGCCGUGCAUGAAGCAACGCGGCAAGCCAGUCAUGUCAGCGGAGCGCUUCCUGCUCAUCGUCCGCCAGCUCCAAGCCAAGGCCAAUGAGCUAUGGGAGCACGAGCAGCAGGAGCUGCAGCGUGGCGCGGAGUUGAUGGUCAUCUCGUGUGCGCCGGCGAGCCCGCGCAGCCCGCCGCCGCAACCUUCAUUCACACCGAAGGUGGCCGGCUCGCCCACGUCGCCGACGACCUUUCACCACACCAACCCGCACGCCGCCUCCUUCGAGCACGCGGGCGGGCUGCUGCACGGCCCCAGCGGCCUGGCCAGCCCCUCGCUGCUGCCGCUGCCCCUCGGCAACCACUUCAGCAGCCCCACCUGGAGCACCGGCCUGGACUCACUCGCGCAACAGCUGGGCCUCUUGCCCUCCUCCACCGCCGUCGACCCGGCCGACGAGGCCGUCGCCGGCAUCAGCAGCCACGUGCACCACGGGCACCACAGCCAGGGCGCCCAGGCGCACCACGGGCACGGCCAGGGGCAGCUGGGCAACGCGCACGGGUCACAGGGCGGCGAGGUGGCGGGCGCGGGGAUGGGCGCGGCGGGCCUGGCGCACGGGCAACUGUUCACGUCGGGACUGGGGCUGUACGCGGACGCCGAGGCGCUGGUCACGUUGUACCCGCCGGCAGGCAGCGACCGGGCGGCGAAGGCACGCCUGCUUGAAAAGUUCGAGGCCAGCGGCACUGCCACCGCCCGCCAGGCAGCAGGGCACGACCCCUUUGCCAGCCUUCUCAGCGGCACGCCGCGGGCUGAGGACUUUCUGGGCUCGCCGUCGUGGACGCCGUCCGCAGCCUACUUGUAAUGACAAGGCGCAAUGCACCUGAGCCGUUGUGAGCUGUCCUGGGUGGCUUCACGCGCCGGCGCUGCGUCACAGCCGCCGAAAGCGGGCGCACCAAGGCAGCAGUUUUGGGUCAACGUUUUCAUCAUGCAUAUUGUUUGUCACAUAGGUGUGCUGUUAUUCCUCUUUCUUCUCGAGUACAUUAUUCCUCUCUUUUUCAUGUACCGUAUCCUAGUUAGUGAGCCAGAGACAGCCGUGCGAACUGCCUGCGCAGAGGACCGGGAUUCCGGACUGACUGUGUGGCGUGUUCUGCCACGGAAGUGAAAGCGCGUGCAGACUGCCUUCGUGCUGCUUCGGGAUUUCGGAAGGAGAGAGGACACAUGCAGCAAAUUGUAUCCGCUCUGCAUGGGCGGCCAAGCCUUUCGAGCGCUUGCCACUGACCAUACACGUGCUUGGUUGAUAUGGGUUCGGCUGAAAGAGACACUGCACCAGCAGGUGCGGUCAUAGGGUAAGCAGCCCUGGCAGGACUCCGGCGGCUGCGGCCGAGGUGUGCAUGCGGCUGUUGGCGGCCUGCGCGCUGGCAUUGAAUGUUGUUUCCAAGCCUCGGUUUACCCUGAUUGAGGGCGUGUGCGUGUCGAUGAAUCGCGUGUGCAUGGCAGGAGGUGUUGGUAUGUUCGGAGCGCGCGAGGCCACGGCGUAGGAGGGCAACACGCGCGUUUAUGACCUGACGUGAUGUGCAGCGGCGCGUGAGGAGGCGGGGCUUGGCCCCAGUUUGGGAUUCAGGGCAAAGACGCGACGGCGCCAUUGCGGUACGGAACGUAUGGCAAGCCCACGGCCCUGAGACAGUUUGUGCAGCAGGGAUGAAAGUUUGAGCGCAUGGUACUUUGGUGCUUAUCACAGGACACAGGUGCAUCUUGUGAUCUUGGCGGCAGCAGUGCACUUGGUGUAGGGAAUCUGUAUCUGUAUCUCUCAUCGGCAACAGACCGGUGCCGGUAGAACUACGCCUUCUGUCACAAAUCGCGUACAUUUUGUUGUCUCGUGUACCAGUGUUACACAUCCCCGGACC
Messenger RNA from Chlamydomonas reinhardtii, 2529 nucleotides. RefSeq lists its product as uncharacterized. The record is from RefSeq and is a predicted model, not a curated record. The transcript is spliced from 6 exons. NCBI's taxonomy places the organism in Eukaryota, Viridiplantae, Chlorophyta, Chlorophyceae, Chlamydomonadales, Chlamydomonadaceae. The coding region runs from base 504 to 1487 and encodes 327 amino acids.